UCAAUGUAGCCUGCAGCAAACAGCACCCCCUGUUGAUGUGUGUGUGUAACAACAGGUUGAGAGGUCGUGUUAGCUAAACGGUGCAGGGACGGCUACACUUUAGCUGCUGCAGUCAAAGCAAGAACUCAAAGAAAACAAAGUUGUCGUGUGACUAAAUAUUGGAAAUUGGAGGGGAAAGAGUUUCAACCUUUGUCACAGCUUUGAGGACUGGUAACGCAGUAGUUGCUAAGUUUUGUUAGCGAGCUAGUUAGCUGCUAUGUCGCAACCAAGCUGCUGCUGGACUUCUUGGAGCUAACAGAACUAGCUCUCCUAACUGAACAUAACUUUGAUUCUGGAGGAGAAGAAGACACUGAAAGAUGGCUGUGUCGGUGCGGGGCCUGUACUUUGUGGUGACCCUGUUUUUGGGUAGCUUCUUUGGAAGUGUCUUCAUGCUGGGUCCAGUUUUGCCCCUCAUGCUGCUGUCCCCUGCUUGGUACCGCUGGAUCACCGAUCGCAUCGUCGCUACCUGGCUCACCCUGCCUGUGUCGUUGCUGGAGCUGGUAUUUGGGGUGAAGGUGGUGAUAACGGGUGAUGGCUUCAUUCCUGGGGAGCGAAGUGUGAUCAUUAUGAACCACCGUACCCGCCUGGACUGGAUGUUCCUUUGGUGUUGUCUCCUCAGGUACAGCUACCUUCGUCUGGAGAAGAUCUGCCUCAAGGCUGCCCUGAAGGCUGUGCCUGGAUUUGGCUGGGCAAUGCAGGUGGCCUGCUUCGUCUUUAUUCACCGUCAUUGGGAGGAGGACAAGAAGCACAUGGGGAACAUGCUGGACUACUUCUGUGACAUCAGAGAGCCACUGCAGCUGCUUCUGUUCCCGGAGGGCACAGACCUCACCGAAAACACAAGAGCAAAGAGUGACGUGUUCGCUGCCCAGAACAACCUGCCAAAAUUCGAGUAUGUGCUGCAUCCCCGCAGCACUGGAUUCACCUUCAUCGUGGACAGACUACGAAAAGGAGACAACCUGGAUGCCGUCCAUGAUAUCACAGUGGCAUAUCCCAAAAACAUCCCUCAGACGGAACGCCACCUCAUCCUGGGACUUUUCCCCCGCGAGAUCCACUUCCACGUCCGCCGCUACCCAGUGGCUUCCCUGCCCUCCUCCUCCGACGACCUGGAGUCUUGGUGUCGAGAUCGCUGGGCUGAGAAGGAGAGCCGUCUGCGGGACUUCUACUCAAGCCAGCCCCGUGGCUUCGACAGGGACGGCAUCGCGCGCGUGCCACCUUGUAAGACGGAGCUGCGAGUGACUCUGAUCAAAGCCGCCUCACUGCUGUACUGGAGCAGCUUCAUCGCUCUGUGCUUCACCGGCCUGUGGCUGUGGGCUCCAUUCAGGCUCUACUUCCUGGUCGUGGUUGGAGUAUACGUGGCCCUGCAGAAGCUGAUCGGCGGGGUGGAGCUGCUGGAGUUGUCCUGCCAUCGAUACUGGAAGUCCAUGGCUGCCAACAUGGGCGAGAAGAGUAAGGUGCUGGAUGGGAAGAUGCAGUGAGGAUGGAAGAUGAGGUUGACUGGACAAUAUGUUUCCACCUAUGCUCAGCAAGGACACUGAGGACUCAGUCGUCUUGGCCUGUUCAGUCCAGAGGGCAAGAGGAUCCCCUUUGAGGGACCCGAUGCUCCACGCCUUAGAAAAGGGAGUUCACUUCCUGACGGUAUGCAUGGCUUCAGUUGAGAGAGAGCUUACCUUUCUGUUGAAGAAGAAAAAAAAGGAAUGUUAUUUUACAUGUAUCUGUGUUGGAUUCAAGGAAUUCAUCACACAAAAAUGCAUCACUUGCCAUUUGUACGUCUCUCCUUGUAUGAACUCUGUAAUUUAGCUUGCUGUCGGUGCAUUUUAUCAGGAUAUGUUGUUGGUGUUUUAUUAUAGUAGUUUGUUUGAAAACUCAGUGGACAUGUGUCAUGAAACAAUGCUGUUAUUAUUUGUUAUACUGUUGCCAUUAUGUCUUUGAAACUGGUUUUAUUGUAUGCUAUGUUGCCCUUGUUUUAUAUCCGUGUCAUACAUUUCGGAGCAGAGCCAUAGUACAGACCACUUGUACAUAUGAUUGACUUGACUCUAACCAAUAUUCAAAUCAGCACUGUAGUUAGCUGGAUUAGACUGAUGGGACUAGAUAAAUGAAUCAGUUUCAAUCAGUAGUCUCUAGCGAGGAAAGAAAAGGAUAGAUAUGAUUCCCAGAGAAUUGCUAAGGAAUAUACAGGUAUAUAUGUGUACCAUUGUUUACCUUUAUUGGGUCUAAUUACGCUUUUAUACAAAUUUGGGAAUGACGUGUUCCCAGUUAGUCCUUAGAGAUAACUUGUGUGGUUAUGUUUAUUACUGCGUAGGUCUGUAUGCUCAAGUAGCUUUUGCACAUAAAAGCCAAAGGUGAGAAAAGCAGACGUGAUUUUUAAAAAAAGAAACCAAACAGAAUGUAGUCGGUCUUUGUUAGGAAAAGGAUACUGGCAAGGUUACCCACAGCUACGCUGGGGGAACACUUCAACUCAUCAAGAUCAAAGAUCUGACUGAGAUGUUACGUCUGUAGAAGCAGAUGAGCUUUGUGCCCUUUCUGGGAACGAGGGGAUGCCUUUUAGAGGCAGGAUGUGUGGUGGAAGAAUGUCCUGUUGGGACAACAUUACCCCUCGAUGUGCAGGGUGGCAUAGAGGACCAGACUUGGAGUGGAAAACUGGCCAUGAACUCAACCUAAUCCAAAAAAGCCCUGUAAUGCCCACCUCUGCCUGUGUCCCUCUCUAGAGGACUGGCAUUGAUGCGCCCGCUAAACUCAAUUAGCAAAUGACAGCUGAGAAAGCUACUCCAAUUGUGCCAAAAAAGGACAGAAAUUGAAACAAGAUUGGAGCAGCGCUUCAGCCACACUUUUAGCCACAGACUCUCCGUGCCACUCGAUACCAUUUCAAUCUAUGUUCAUUCUUGGAGUCCGGAAACAUUUUAUGUGUGAGGACAGUCUAUAUAGCACCUUCUGUAAACACUGUGUGAUGUGUGAUGACCACUUCAACCCUAUUUUGUGAGUCUUUGUUUCUAUCAAUCUGAAGCUCCUUCAGUUUUAAGUGUAAAGAGGCUGUUUCCAGUCACUGUGAUCCAGCUAUGUUAACAACUUUAUAUCAUCAGCCUGUAGGUAGAGUUUACCAAACAUGGCACUAUAUCCCUUUUUCCUCAACACUGAAUCUCCACGUAUUACUCUUUCACCUCUGCUGUUUUUCUUUUGCUCAUUUUACAAUCACUUGCUGAUGCUGGACCUCUUCAAAGUCACUGUCCUCAGGUAAACAAGAGUCCGUCUCUUACACGAGGAAAUAUAUAUAUAUAUAUACAAAUAAAUAUACUAUAUCAACUCA
Molecule: messenger RNA, 3340 nt
Organism: Sebastes umbrosus (honeycomb rockfish)
Lineage: Eukaryota; Metazoa; Chordata; Actinopteri; Perciformes; Sebastidae
Gene: lclat1
Product: lysocardiolipin acyltransferase 1
Exons: 6
Coding region: 357-1514 (385 amino acids)
Cellular component (GO): endomembrane system
Molecular function (GO): acyltransferase activity
Source: RefSeq, a predicted model, not a curated record